GGAAUUACAAGAAUUCUCGUCAACGACAACGAAACCCCCAACUUCGGGGAAACCGGAAGUGGAGAAUAUGUCGCUGGAGCAGACGGAAGAUCUGAAGGCGUUUGAGCGCCGUUUAACCGAAUAUAUUGCUUUUCUCGGACCAUCAACAAGAAGAUGUCGAAUUAUGUUGAUAGUAGUAUCGGUGUGUACAGCAACAGGUGCUUGGGGAUGGAUCUUUGACCCCAUGACAUCUCAGGUAACUUUCUUCCAGUCACUAUACAACCAUCCAUUUUUUGCAAUCAGCUGUAUAACUUUAAUAAUACUAUUUCUUGGAGGAAUACAUAAAAGAGUAGUUGCACCGUCAAUAAUUACAGCAAGAGUUCGGACAAUUUUAGCAGAUUACAACAUGUCUUGUGAUGAUACUGGAAAACUCAUAUUAAAACCAAGGCCGACCACAUGACAAUGACUGCAUACAACUCUACUAUUAUUGACCUAUUAAUAUCCAACCAGGGUUGGCAUUUACGUGAACCAGUGCAUUCUCAUAAUCAUAUUGCUUUCAAAGCCUGAAUUCAGCGUAAUUUUUGAGAAAGUGAGCUCUUCCAAUUCUGAGGUCAAAUGGAUUCCAUCUUCACCAUAGGUUUUUUAAUAGGUAGUGUUUGUAUGCAAUUCAUAUGUAUUCUAUUUUAAGAUGCCUGAGAAUGGUGCUUGCCAAAAAAGUUGUGACAAGGCAUCGUCAAGAUAACAGUUACAGUCAUUCUUUUUGAAUUUUGUAUAAUUAACUCCAGCUAAAUCUUGCAUAGUCAGAUAAAGCUGCGUUCAAUAUUAAUUGUACACGUUGCAGGGAUGUCAAUUUGUUUUUUUAAUGCACAAACAUAUACCGGUAAUUGGUGUUAGUACAGAAAAUUUACUUUAACUCAGUCUUGGCAAUUGCAUAAUAGAUGGUCUAACGUUCUGAGUGGGUUAGAGGCUUUGGAUAACUAAAACGUGUUAAAGGGAAGGGUCAAAGGAGAUUUCAAAUACUGGGAAAAUCGGGAUACCCUAUUGUUUAUUUCAUUAUCACAAAUUGUCCUGUUUUGACAUAAAAUUGGGAAGAGUACGUCUCUGGCAGGUGAGGUUUGAAUAUAUUGCAUAUUUUAUGUAUUUUUUGAAGCUGGUUGAAAUGAACAAGAGCCACACAAGUUAUAUUCUUGUUGGAGCAUUGUAGACGCAUCUUCCUAACUAUUGUUGAAAUUCUAUUGAUUUUGUACUUUCCACCCUGAUGUGUCAAAGCUGUUCUGUAAACUCAACCGUCAAGCCUUUCUCAUGUGUACAUCCACCAACACUUGCAUUUAUUGUAUGCUGGAUCAUUGAAACAAUCUACUGGACAAUAUAUAUAUACAUCAUUCUGUAUUUUUAUUUUAGUGCAUAUUAAAUAAU
Molecule: messenger RNA, 1395 nt
Organism: Saccoglossus kowalevskii
Lineage: Eukaryota; Metazoa; Hemichordata; Enteropneusta; Harrimaniidae
Product: nuclear envelope phosphatase-regulatory subunit 1-like
Cellular component (GO): cytoplasm; Nem1-Spo7 phosphatase complex
Source: RefSeq, a predicted model, not a curated record